CAGGCUCCCAAAGGUCUUGGAAUCUUCUUGUAUUCCUGAAGCACAAUGGUAUGGUCCAGAACCCGCCCCAUCUCCUCUGCGAUUGGCCUUCCCUCCUCAGAGAGACGAAUAACUCUUGCCCAAUGACCGCUCACGUUUCUUCAGCGACUGCAAAGCGAUGGAAGGAGGCGGCCUGGGAGACGCCCCCUACGCGCUCUGCGAUUGGCUACGUUGCACGGCGCGCGUGGACGGCGGGUCCGAAAGAAGCGGACUACGACUCCCGGCGGCCCCACUCGGGGACUCCGUUACGCAUGCGCACGGGCGGGGCCAGCGGGCUUCUAUAUAUAAGAGGCGCUGAGGGCUAGGAGACAGCAGUUGGAAGUUGGCAGGUGGAAAGUCAGGUUGGGAGGGGAAGCCGGAGGAGGAGGCGGAAGAAGAGCUGUCUGAAGGGGGAGGGAGGGAGGGAGGAAAAGAGGAGGAGGCGGAGGAGAACUGAGCGGAGCAUCGAGCCAGAGGGGAGAUGAGUUUGUCUGUCCUCGGCUAAGGCUCCGGCCCGGCCUGGGGAACUGGGAGCUCGGGUUGGAGCGACACCCGUGGAAGUGGGAGGAGGUAGCUCUGGGACUUUAACCCCUUGUGGGCUCUGCGGCAGGGGAUUUAACCCUUUGUGGAUUCGGCCCCUCGGAGGCAGCGUCAUCGGGUAGUUUUAACCCCUUCGGGGCUGGGUUUAACCCAUUGGACUUAAACCUCAUCUCCUUGCCACCAACUCCUCCAUCGUGGGAGCGCUCGGCGGGGAGGCGUGAAGCCCACCCCUCUGAACAUUACGUACUGUGCCUGCCGCUGCACCCCCUUGGACCUGCUAGUUGGCCACGCUUGUGAGCGCUUAACCCUUUAUUGACUUAACUCCAAGUUGCGAUUGGAGUUUGCUGACAAGACGGACGAAAGGCGUCACUGCAGUAAUUACCGGCCGAAGAGGACUUUGUUGGACAUUUUCUGAAAAGAAAGAAAAACGUCUUUUUCCUUAAGGCAAAAUUCCUCAAACUUCCAGAAGAGGACUCUACUAAGCCAUGGCCGAGCCGCUCUUGUCAGACCAUCAACACCAGCCUCAAACUAGCAACUGUACAGGUGCUGCUGUUGUCCAUGAGGAGCAGAACUCUGAGCGCCCCCCAGGCGCGGAGGAACGGGUGCCCAACGAGGACAGUAGGUGGCAAUCGAGAGCGUCCCCGCAGUCCGGUGGCCGUCCGGGGAAGGAGGGAGAAGGGGGCCUGAAGCUCCAGCCGCCCCCCCUGCAGACCAAUGACUGUUCAGAGUCGAGCUGCCUGGAAACGGGCGAGAAGGGCCAGAAUGGGGAGGACCUAUCUACUGGCGGUGCCUCCCCGUCGGUGGAGGGGGAACCGAUGUCCCUUGUCCUGCCAGGUCAUGACUCGGAGGCCACCAAGUUGGGGGCUCCUGCCGCUGGAGGCGAGGAAGCAUGGGGACAGCAGCAGAGACAACUGGGCAAGAAAAAGCAUCGGAGACGCCCCUCCAAGAAGAAGCGGCAUUGGAAGCCAUACUACAAGCUGACUUGGGAAGAGAAGAAAAAGUUCGACGAGAAGCAGAGCCUGCGAGCCUCGCGGGUUCGAGCUGAGAUGUUCGCAAAGGGCCAGCCGGUCGCGCCCUAUAACACCACGCAGUUCCUCAUGGAUGACCACGAUCAGGAGGAGCCUGACCUCAAAACCGGCCUCUACCCAAAGCGGGCAGCCGCCAAAUCCGACGACACCAGCGAUGAGGACUUUGUGGAAGAAGCUGGUGAGGAGGACGGGGGCAGCGAUGGCAUGGGAGGGGACGGCAGCGAGUUUCUUCAGCGGGACUUCUCGGAGACGUACGAACGGUACCACGCCGAGAGCCUGCAGAACAUGAGCAAGCAGGAGCUCAUCAAAGAGUACCUGGAGCUGGAGAAGUGCCUCUCGCGCAAGGAGGACGAGAAUAACCGGCUGCGGCUGGAAAGCAAGCGGCUGGGUGGCGUCGACGCGCGAGUGCGGGAGCUGGAGCUGGAGCUGGAGCGGCUGCGCGCCGAGAACCUCCAGCUGCUGACCGAGAACGAACUGCACCGGCAGCAGGAGCGAGCGCCGCUCUCCAAGUUCGGCGACUAGACUGAAAACUUUUGGGGGGAGGGGGCAAAGGGGACUUUUUACAGUGCUGGAAUGUAACAUUAUAUACAUGUGUAUAUAAGACAGCGGACCUUUUUAUGACACAUAAUCAGAAGAGAAAAUCCCCCUGGCUUUGGUUUGGUAAAUUUAGCUAUGAUGUUGCUUGUGUGCUUUCUCCUGUUCUUUAAUUAUGUGAAACUGAAGGGUUGCUUUUCUUGUUUUCCUCAUUAGACGUUGUUUCUUAAUGUGCAAGUAAUUUGACCAAGUUAUAAUGCAUUUUUCUGUUAAAAAAAAAAUCCCCUCCUUAAGCGGAGCUAUGAGGUGGCCAAAUCUGAGACCCACUGCAGUCAUUCUAGUUAUAAUAAAUUUAAUGUUUGUAAAUGUAACAGUUUCAGUGUGAUUUCUAGAGAUUCAAAAUCGUGAUUGUGUGAUUGUACUUUUGAAGAGGGUUAAAAAGUUAAAUUUAUCAGUUUGCAAAAAGACUUGAAAUUGUUCCCCCCCCCAAUCGUUUUAAUAUGCUUCAAAAUACAGUUCAGGUAAAAUACACUCAGUUUUAUCUUCAGUACUUAAGUGUGCUUGCUUCCUAAUGCCUUUUCUUUCUUAAUUAACCAGUUGCUGGGUAUUUGGGGGAAUAGAAAGUGGCCACAGGCAGAGCUUAGCAUCUGCCCCUUGAUGGCCUUUCAGAAGUGUGCUAGCAAAAGUAUAAACCUAAUUUAGCAAUUUGUUAGAUAACUGAAAGAAUCAUUUCAUCUCUACAUGUCAAGUUUUCAGUAAUACUGGCUUCCCUUCUAAGCCCUCCCCCGCCACUCCAAUAAUGCUAGGAGUUCCUGGAUGCCUAGGUGAGGCUCCUGGUAAACUUGCUUUCUUAGUACAAGCAGGAGAUAAAACUUGUGGGGCAACUCUUUAUGUUAACCUGUUAGAGACAGAAUAUUGGACUUGAAAUGGCUAAGUGAUCCAAGGACUUAGCUUCGUUCUCCAAUACUUAAGUACUUUUCUCUUUAAGAAAAGCUGACCUUUCCAUUAGAAUCAAACUGAAAUUUGAAAUGCCCCUUUCUGCAAGUAAAGCUGGGUCGUGAGAGGGCUGGGUUAGGUGAUGGACAGAAACCCUGCAUGUUACCAGUACAGCGGCUAUUCUCAAUCUACAGCUGCCUAGGUUAGGUACUUCUCUUGAAAAUGCAGGAAGGCUCUGAGAACUAACUCCUACCACAGAGUCAAAAAUCAUAAAUUCAACCAUUGUUCUUUGUCAGUAUAGUUAAUCCAACCCCCCUUCACCUGACCUGUGUCAGUGUUUCCCUAGGGCCAUUGUAUUGCUCAAGUUAUUAGCACACCGGUUCCUUAACCUGUAGCCUUAAAAACGACAGGGGAGCCUUGGGGGUCCAUGGACCUCAUAAUUUAUGUAGCCUUGUGAGAUAUAUAUUCACACACACCCACGGGUUCCAGAGACUCAGGAGGUUGUCCAGUUCCUUGGUGGUCAAGAACCCCUACACAAGGUGGGGGGCGCCCUUCUCUGCCUGUUCUGGCAGCUAAAUUGGCAACAGUGGAGGUGAUGGAAAUUUCAAGAAUGAAAUGCUCCUUAUGGUGCAUAAGCAGCAUAUACAAAUCAAUAAAUCAAGGGAAACUGUGCCAGUAGGAGGAAAUUGGGGUCUUUAAAACCAGACUGUGCUGGUCCUAUCCUGGCAGGUGGUUCACUGCAGAAACUGUAAAAACCAAUUUUUCUUUGACCUAAAGAUUGCAUUAAAUAUCUAUUUUGAAAUAGU
This is a messenger RNA of Peromyscus californicus insignis, 3862 nucleotides long. RefSeq names its product HEXIM P-TEFb complex subunit 1 (gene Hexim1). Gene Ontology annotation, cellular component: nucleus; cytoplasm; nucleoplasm. The transcript has a single exon. Gene Ontology annotation, molecular function: cyclin-dependent protein serine/threonine kinase inhibitor activity; 7SK snRNA binding. The record is from RefSeq and is a predicted model, not a curated record. NCBI's taxonomy places the organism in Eukaryota, Metazoa, Chordata, Mammalia, Rodentia, Cricetidae. Gene Ontology annotation, biological process: negative regulation of cyclin-dependent protein serine/threonine kinase activity; negative regulation of transcription by RNA polymerase II. Bases 1044 to 2108 code for a protein of 354 amino acids.